Molecule: messenger RNA, 891 nt
Organism: Hordeum vulgare subsp. vulgare (domesticated barley)
Lineage: Eukaryota; Viridiplantae; Streptophyta; Magnoliopsida; Poales; Poaceae
Exons: 3
Coding region: 55-549 (164 amino acids)
Source: RefSeq, a predicted model, not a curated record
ACCAGCUAGAAGCCUCACCGACUCACCGACCAGACCACUUCACUCCACACCCAAAUGGCGAUGACUCAAGAAGAAGAGCUGGCUACGAAGGUAACCUUCUACGCGCUCGCCGUGGCCGUUCUCCUCGCCUUUGUCGCGGACCGGGCCUGCGCCGACGGCUGGGGCUGUGCCGUGGCCAACGUCAUGUCGCUGAUACCUGGCUAUCUAGCCAUACUCGUCCCGCUUCUCUUGCCACUGGCGAUCAUGCUCUUCUUCUUCCUCCGCGGCGCCGGCAGCAGCAGCAAGGCUGCGGACGCAGAGGAUGUGGAGGAGCGACCUUCCGGCGAUGAUGAGUUUUCCUUGUGUCUUCAGUUUCUUCUGCUUCUGGCGACGUUGACGGGAACCAUCUGUUUCGCUUUAUACAAGUAUGGAUAUCCAGAGUUGUUCGAUCUUGUCGGCCGCGUGGCUCUCUUCUUCAUUUUCGUGGGUGAAGCCCUCGUCUACGUCCGUGCUGCACUGUCGCUGUGGAGGACGAACCCCAAGCCCAGCAACAUGGUGGCUGCAGAGUAACGGAGCAUCGCCCACUUACUCAGGUGCACAGCAUCUCGAGCUGAGCAUAGCAACAUGAUGGAGAGUACUACGCAGUACUGUACCUGCUGCAGGGGCGCCUCUGCUUCCUUCUAGCUUUGUUGCUGUUCUAAAUAAAGAGACGGACAUGCAUGUCGUGUGAUGUGUACUACCUAGUAAUCUAUUCAGUGUAACCAUUAGUAUCUGCGGUAAUAUGGUAGUUUGCCUGGUCACUCGGUACCGAACCUAUCGACCUAACGAAGCAUGGAUGUGUUGCUGUCGUUUACCUGUACGCUCUGAUGAAGAGCUUCCAUUCUACGCUAUAGUAUGUGAUAUACCAUAGCA